Molecule: messenger RNA, 2523 nt
Organism: Fimicolochytrium jonesii
Lineage: Eukaryota; Fungi; Chytridiomycota; Chytridiomycetes; Spizellomycetales; Powellomycetaceae
Product: WD40-repeat-containing domain protein
Exons: 4
Coding region: 1-2523 (840 amino acids)
Biological process (GO): ribosomal small subunit assembly; maturation of SSU-rRNA from tricistronic rRNA transcript (SSU-rRNA, 5.8S rRNA, LSU-rRNA)
Cellular component (GO): small-subunit processome; Pwp2p-containing subcomplex of 90S preribosome
Molecular function (GO): protein binding
Source: RefSeq, a predicted model, not a curated record
AUGAAGCUCAAUUACAAGUUUUCGAACCUAUGUGGGACGGUGUACAAGAAGGGGAACCUGGUGUUCACUCCCGACGGAAACUCCGUCGUCAGUCCUGUUGGGAAUAGGGUGUCGGUGUUUGACCUCAUUGGCAACAAAUCGUAUACCCUCCCCUUCGAAAACCGGAAAGACAUCGUCCGCCUCGCCCUCUCCCCCAACGGCGCCCUCCUAAUAACCAUUGACGAAGACGGCAAAGCCCUCCUGAUCAACUUCCCCCGCAAAACCGUCCUGCACGACUUCAACUUCAAAACCCCCGUCCGCGACGUCCAGUUCAGCCCCAACGGCCGCUUCCUCGCCGUCACACACGACAAACACGUCCAGGUCUGGCGUACACCGGGGUUCACCCUUGAAUUCGCGCCGUUUGUGCUGCAUAAACGGUACCCGGGUCACUAUGACGACGUGGUGCAUCUCGCGUGGUCUGCCGAUUCCAGGUUCUUUAUCACUGGCAGUAAGGACAUGACUGCGCGGAUAUACCCCGUGGAUAUGGUCGAGGGGUUCACGGGCGCGGUGUUGACGGGACACAGGGAUACGGUGCUCGGCGCGUGGUUUUCGAAGGACAUGGAGACGGUGUACACCAUCGGCCGUGACGGGGCGCUGUUUGAGUGGAACAUGAAGGCGGAGAUGGAGGGUGGCGAUGAGGGUGGAGAUGCUGCGGCCAAGCCGAAUAAGAAGCGGAGAACGGAUGAGAUUACACGACCGAAGAUCAAGUCGUGGCGGACGACUGCGCGACAUUAUUUUAUGCAGAAUCAUGCGAAGGUGGUUAGCGCGGCGUUCCAUGCGGCGUCGAGUUUGUUGGUUGUGGGGUUUACGUCGGGGAUAUUUGGGAUUUGGGAGUUGCCGGAUUUUACGAAUAUUCAUACCCUGAGCAUUUCACAAAAGAAGAUUACAUCGGUAGCGAUCAACCCAACGGGGGAAUGGUUAGCAUUCGGCGCAUCGUCAUUAGGCCAACUGCUAGUCUGGGAAUGGCAGUCCGAGUCCUACGUCCUGAAACAGCAGGGCCACCACCACGACAUGAGCUGCCUCUCCUACUCACAAGACGGACAAUUCAUAGCAACCGGCGGCGACGACGGCAAGGUCAAACUCUGGAACGCGCAAACCGGGUUCUGUUUCGUCACCUUCACCGACCACGCAUCGGGCAUCAACGCGCUGGAGUUUGCGAAGCAGGGCCAGAUUGUCUUCUCCGCGUCGUCGGAUGGGACCAUCCGCGCGUUUGAUCUGAUUAGGUACAGGAACUUCCGGACGUUUACGACGCCCACGCCUGUGCAGUUUUCGUGUCUGGCGGUGGACCCGAGCGGGGAGGUUGUGUGUGCGGGGAGCUCGGAUACGUUUGAGAUCUUUGUGUGGUCGGUGCAGACGGGGAAGUUGCUGGAUAUCUAUACGGGACACGAAGGCCCCGUGUCGAGUCUGGCGUUUUCGCCGUCGGAGGGCACGCUGGCGUCCGCGUCGUGGGAUAAGAGCGUGCGGCUGUGGGAUGUGUUUGGGCGGGAUGUCCAGCAGGAAGGGUUCGAGCACCAGGCGGAGGUGUUGUCGAUCGCGUACCGCCCCGACGGCAAGGUGCUAGCGACCUCGACGCUGGAUGGGCAGAUCAUCUUCUGGAACGUGGCGCAGGCAAAACAGAUUGGGUCGAUUGAGGGCAGGAAGGAUAUAUCCGGCGGGCGCAAAUCGACGGAUCGGAUCACGUCUGCCAAUAACUCGGCGGACAAGCAUUUCACGUCCAUCUGCUUCACCGCGGACGGAACGGGGAUCCUCGCCGGCGGCAACUCCAAAUACGUCUGCAUCUACGACGCGCCGACAAAAGUGCUCCUGAAACGGUUCCAGAUCUCCCACAACCUGUCGAUGGACGGCAUGCAAGAGCUUCUGAAUUCCCGCAACAUGACCGAAGCCGGGCCCCGGGAUUUGAUUGACGACACGGGCGACGCCUCCGACCUUGAAGACCGCAUGGACACCUCCCUCCCGGGCGUGCAAAAAGGCGACGCAUCCCUCCGCAAAACGCGCCCGAUCGUCCGCACAAAAGGCGUCCGUUUCUCCCCCACCGGCCGCUCCUGGGCCGCCGCCUCAACCGAAGGUCUGAUCGUCUACUCCCUCGACGAACAGCUGCUGUUCGACCCCUUCGACCUCGAGAUGGACAUCACACCCGAAUCCAUCACCGAAGCAUUAACCGACACACAGUACCUCCGCGCCCUCGUCAUGUCCUUCCGGCUCGGGGAGCGACCCGUCACCCAAACAGUCUUCGACGCCGUCCCCGCCGACGACGUGACCCUCGUCGCCCGUGAAUUGCCGGUAAAGUACCUGGAACGCAUGCUGGGCUUUCUGGUGGCGUACAUGGACGUGAGCCCGCGCAUCCAGUUCUGUUUGAUGUGGGCGACGUCGCUGUUGAGGCACCAUGGGCGGUAUCUGAAGGACCGGAGGAACGAGUUUGCGGGGGUCGUGAGGGGGUUGCAGAAGGCGAUGGGGAGGAUGUAUGACGAGUUGAAUCAUGUGUAA